This is a messenger RNA of Nannospalax galili (Upper Galilee mountains blind mole rat), 3744 nucleotides long. RefSeq names its product GRAM domain containing 1C (gene Gramd1c). Gene Ontology annotation, biological process: intracellular sterol transport. Gene Ontology annotation, cellular component: endoplasmic reticulum-plasma membrane contact site; plasma membrane; endoplasmic reticulum membrane. The record is from RefSeq and is a predicted model, not a curated record. Lineage: Eukaryota; Metazoa; Chordata; Mammalia; Rodentia; Spalacidae. Gene Ontology annotation, molecular function: sterol transfer activity; sterol binding. The transcript is spliced from 19 exons. Bases 35 to 2023 code for a protein of 662 amino acids.
UUUCGGGGACGCGCACGCGCCGGAGGGCGCUGCUAUGGAGGGCGCUUCGACCGCCCGCCAGGUAAUAAAUGAAGGGGAUUCAAGACUUGCCACUGAGUUACAAGAAGAGGCUGAAAAUCCUAACCCUACUGUGGAUGAGAAUAAUACAGUAUCAGCUAAAAAACAGGGACCGAAUUCACAUAACUGGAGUGGUGACUGGAGCUUUUGGACUUCAAGUUCCACCUAUAAAGACAGGAAUGAGGAAUACAAAAAGCAGUUCACAUACCUUCCUGAUACAGAGAAGCUGAUAGCAGAUUAUGCUUGUGCCCUUCAGAAGGAUAUUUUGCUUCAGGGACGACUGUACCUUUCAGAAAACUGGCUGUGUUUCUAUAGCAACAUCUUCAGAUGGGGAACUACAAUUUCAAUUGCUUUAAAGAACAUAACCUUUAUAACCAAGGAGAAAACUGCUCGACUCAUUCCAAAUGCUAUCCAGAUCAUCACAGAGGGUGAAAAGUUUUUCUUUACAUCUUUUGGUGCCAGGGAUAGAAGCUACCUCAGUAUAUUUAGGUUGUGGCAGAACGUAUUAUUAGGUAAGAGCCUGACCAGACAGGAAUUUUGGCAACUUCUCCAGCAGAACUAUGGCACCAAGCUGGCCUUAAAUGCUGAAGAAAUGGAAAACUUGUUGUCAGUUGAAGAAAAUGUGCAGCCAAGAAGUCCAGGAAGAAGCAGUGUGGAAGACUCUGGGGAAAGAGAUGAAAAAUCACCCAAGCCCAUCACUUUCACACGUGAAUCAAUUAGCCGAGUUUCAGAAACAGAGUUGCUGGAUGGAAAUUCAUCAAAAGGAGGAUUAGGCAAAGAGGACCUCCAAAAUGAGAAACAUGUGAAGAAAACUCCUUCACUCACUUCAGAAAAGAGAUUGAGUAGACUGCCCUCAAAGUCGCUGGACUUGAACAAAAAUGAUUAUCUUUCUCUGGACAAAAGCAGCACUUCAGAUUCUGUUGAUGAAGAAAAUAUUCCGGAGAAGGAUCUUCAAGGAAGACUUUAUAUCAACCGUGUUUUUCAUAUCAGCGCAGAGAGAAUGUUUGAAUUACUCUUCACUAGUUCACGCUUUAUGCAGAGAUUUGCUGAUUCUAGAAAUAUAAUAGAUGUCGUGUCUACCCCUUGGACAGUAGAAUCUGGAGGUGAUCAGCUGAGGACUGUGACCUAUACGAUAGUACUUAAUAAUCCACUGACUGGAAAAUGCACUGCUGCCACUGAAAAGCAGAUACUGUAUAAAGAAAGCCAGGAAGCACAAUUUUAUUUAGUAGAUUCAGAAGUACUGACACAUGAUGUCCCCUACCACAACUACUUCUAUACCUUGAACAGAUACUGUAUUAUCCGAUCUACAAAACAGAAAUGCAGGCUAAGAGUGUCCACGGAUUUGAAAUACAGAAAACAACCAUGGGGCCUUAUCAAAUCUUUAAUUGAGAAGAAUACCUGGAGUUCAUUGGAGAACUAUUUCAAACAGCUUGAAUCAGAUUUGUUAAUGGAAGAAUCUGUGUUAAAUCACUCCAUUGACGACCCUGGAAAAGUUAGUGGCCUACGAAGGAGAAGGCGGACAUUGAACCGAACAGCAGAAGCAGUUCCCAAGCUUUCUUCUCAGUGUUCUUCUGGAGAUACGGGCUUAGAGGCCAAAGGGGAAAGUACAGGAAAGAGAAAGGCUAUGGAAAGCUGUGAUGCUGCUCUUAUCGUGGUGAUGAGUGUUUUCUUGCUGCUGUUAGUGUUGCUGAACGUCACGUUAUUUCUGAAGUUGUCCAAGAUAGAAUAUGCUGCUCAGUCCUUUUACCAUCUUCAUCUCCAAGAAGAGAAAGCUUUAAAUUUAGCUUCUGAUACAGUCUCAAGAGCAGAAAAUAUGCAAAAGGACACAGAUCAGGCCCAUCGUUUAAAAGGAGUUCUUCGAGAAUCCAUAGUGAUGCUGGAACAGCUGAAGAGUUCACUCAUUAUGCUUCAGAAAACCUUUGAUCUACUAAAUAAGAACAAGACUGGUGUGGCUGUGGAGAGCUAGAGAUCUCAGCACUGAGCCUGGAGACACUUGGAGCUCAAAGAAAACAUUUGGAAGAAAACCUGAGCGAGGAUGAAGGAUUUUAAUCAUCACAGGAACAUUUCUACUUUUUAAUUAUUAUUAUUGUUUUGGAAUUUCUACUAGGAACAUUCUUUUUAAUAACAUUUAUUUGAUAAUUAUUCUCCAAUGGCCUUAAGACUCUAUCUUUUCAGUUCCUAGAGCUAUUUUUAAGCUGUGAAUUUCUUCGGUGAACCAUGAAAUAUAUUUUUUGAAGUGAAAUUCUAUAAUACAGAAGGAAAAGGUGCACUCUGAAUGAUGUAGCUUCUUUUUGAUGGUGAGGCUUGAAGUUUGAUACUUUAAAUUUAUCUGUUGGUACACAAUCAGUGUGCCAGGUGGAUUGUGUUCACAGUUGAGUUUAAGAGCCUAAAAAAGUUAAAAUAAGCAGACUCCUUGAAAUAAUUUCUAAUUUAAAAGAAAAUUUUGAGGGGUAUGUAAUAUUUCCAUGUUUGUGUCUUGUAAAUAUUACAGUGUCAUCAUUGUCUGAGCAUGCAAGUUCAAUGGUCAAACCUUUUGAAUCUGCGUGUUAUUAUUAUUAUUAUUAUCUGAGAGAUUUAUCAGCCAUGCUGUAUCUUUGUGAGGAAAGGAAAUAUAUAUAUAUAAUUGUGUGUGUGUCUAUAUAUAAAAUACAUAUAUAUAAUUAAGGUACCAGAGGUGAGAUUAUCUUUCUUCAUACAUCAAAAGACAGUACAUUAAUUUGGAAAAGGAAACAGCUAGGAUACCAAUGCUCAAAAUGAACUGUUUCCUGAGUUUUAGAAACUAGACAAUUAUGCUAAAAUCUGGGCAUUUUGUAACAGAUCAAAUGUGUACUUGAACGACACUUAGAUUCAGCUUAGCAGGCAUUCACAGUGCAAGUGAGCCAUCUGGUUGAAGAUAGUUUUUGUGUUCAGUAGCUGCUACAUCUCGCUUCAUUCUUUACCUGUGUGGCUUGUUUUAGUUGGUCAAUUAUAAGCAAGACACAAACUUCAGCUCUACAGUAAAGACUCUGGGAUACAACCACACUGACGUUAAAUUGUGAGACACAAGCUUGGGCUCUUUCAUAAAAACGUUUUAGGCAUUUGUCUCAGUACAAGUAACCACUUGAAAACAAGGACUGACCUAACUUGAAAUCAGACCUUUUUGGGGGUUUAGGAAAAGUUCAGGAAGUGUUUAUUGUUUUGUUCUCUAGAGGUCUUUUUCUGAAACACACACACACACACACACACACACACACACACACACACCUACCUUUAGCGAAAUGUAUCCUUUUUCCCAGUGUCACCAAAGUCAAACGGCAUUGCUACCAUCAUUUUUAAAAAGUCUGCAUGUAAUGAAAAUACUAAUUUAGAGGGAAAAUGGGUUUCUCUGGGUGAAUCUCAACUAAUCUAUCUGGGGGUCUACAGUGCAAUAACUCCUGCUUCUUUGUUUUGGGUCAGAAUAUAUGGAAUGUCUGGCUGUAAGCAAGAGUGACUGGAUUAUAAACUUGAAACUGCUAAACUCGGAAAAAUGUUAACUGUCAGUGACUAUUUUUGUGAUUUCUCUCAAACUGUGCUGUAUAAUACACCUCAAAGAGAACCAAUAUGGCCUCAUUGGUUCAUAGGUUAAAGACUACGUAGGCAGAACCAAUAAAAAAAUCAAACCUGUUACGUAAACUGAAUUUAAUAAAACCUAAAAUGUCUAAGUUGUAA